Phyllotreta striolata is the source of this 1079-nucleotide messenger RNA. The record is from the annotation of a GenBank genome assembly. NCBI's taxonomy places the organism in Eukaryota, Metazoa, Arthropoda, Insecta, Coleoptera, Chrysomelidae.
UCGUCGAAUAAGGGCGUGCGAGAGUUCGGGGUGAGAAUGUAGAGAAGUAGAAUCGGGUGAACAAAAGCUCGCCUGCCGUCCGAUCGACGGGAGCUUUUCCGCUUUUCCUCUGCUCGAUUCCCGGUCCACAUUCCACCAUUUCUCGCUGGCAUUCCGGCGGCGCGACAGCCAUCAUGAAGGCCCACGGCGGGUUUUGAUCGUCGUGGAAAAAGUCGUGGUCUGGACCCGGUGUAUCCCGAACGCACGCGAAAAUGUCCACUGAAGCUGAACAAGUCAUCGAAGAAAACAAAACUUGCGGGAAAAUCCUCACGGUUUUGUCAUGGAUAGUCGUCGUUUUGACCAUGCCUUUCUCACUUAUGGUGUGCUUCAAGGUGGUGCAGGAAUACGAAAGGGCCGUUAUAUUUCGUUUGGGCCGUCUACUUUCCGGAGGUGCCAAAGGUCCCGGUAUAUUCUUCAUUCUACCUUGCAUUGAUGCCUACGCAAGAGUCGAUUUGAGGACAAGAACCUACGAUAUACCACCGCAAGAAGUAUUGACCAAGGACAGCGUGACGGUGUCCGUCGACGCCGUCGUCUACUACAGGGUGUCCAACGCCACCGUGUCCAUAGCGAACGUGGAGAACGCCCACCAUUCGACGAGGCUCCUCGCCCAGACCACAUUGCGGAACAUCAUGGGCCAGCGGCCGUUGCACGAGAUCCUCAGCGAGCGCGAGAGCAUCUCGCAGCACAUGAAGGCCCUCCUCGACGAGGCCACCGACUCCUGGGGCAUCAACGUCGAACGCGUCGAAAUCAAGGACGUCCGCUUGCCGGUGCAGUUGCAGAGAGCGAUGGCGGCGGAGGCGGAGGCGGCGCGGGAGGCGAGAGCCAAGGUGAUCGCCGCCGAAGGGGAGCAGAAGGCCUCGAGGGCUCUGAGGGAGGCUUCGGAGGUGAUCGGGGACUCGCCGGCCGCUCUGCAAUUGCGCUACUUGCAGACUCUGAAUACAAUAUCAGCAGAAAAGAAUUCGACAAUAGUGUUUCCUCUGCCGAUUGACAUGUUAACAUAUUUUGUAAAAGCCAAGGAGGCUGCUGGUCACUCCAUGUGA